UAUUGUUUCACGUGGCGGCUGAGUCAGCGUGGAACCCACGUGGGCACCACAUGGCAGGGUGUCCCCGUCAGCUCCUGCGUCUCUUUCCUCUCUUUUCUUUCUUUGUUUUUCUCCUCCUUUCCUCCCUCUCGCUCUCUGCUCGUGCAUAGGCGGCGGCGCGCGCGGCCGACGACGGCGGCUCCCGGGUGGCGGCGCGUGGGCUCAGGGCGGCGCGAGCUCGCCGGCCUCCCCGUCCCCCUGUGUGGUUGGCGAUGGCGGCGCGCGGCUGCGGCCAUCAUCACCGAGAUCGAUUCGACGCCGCCGCCAUCAGUCGCUGCCGUCGGCGCGCUGCAGUGGGCCGUCCGCAACUUCAUCCGCGCCGGCGACUGCAUCACGCUGCUGCACGUCUGCCCGUCGGCGAGGUCGCGGCGGAGGCGGCGCAGCCUACGCCUCGGCGGCUUCCAGCUCGCCCUCGCCUUCAGGGAGCUAUGCAACGGCAUCGCGGAGGCGAAGGUGGAGAUAGUGGUUAGGAAGGGGGAGGUCGGGGAGACGGUGUUGGCGACGGUGAACCAGCUCACCGCCACCACGCUCGUCAUCGGUCUCCACGACAAGAGCAUGUGGCGUGUCGGAAUUUUAUUUGCCGUGGCCGCAGCGGCGGGCUGUAUCGCGGGGUGGUCGGCGCUUGAGCUGCUGGAGCAUGGCGACGACGACUGGAUUCCG
Oryza sativa Japonica Group (Japanese rice) is the source of this 699-nucleotide messenger RNA. NCBI's taxonomy places the organism in Eukaryota, Viridiplantae, Streptophyta, Magnoliopsida, Poales, Poaceae. The record is from RefSeq and is a predicted model, not a curated record.